UCCGCGCGCCGGGCCCGCUGCCGCGCGGCGCCGCCAUUUCCCUCUCCCGGCCUCCGCCACCGGCCUCUUUCCGGCAGGAGGCGGGGACCGGCGCGGCACGGGCCGGCCCGGCCACAGGCGGUGCGCUGCGGAGCGCUGCGGAACGGCUCGGCCAUGCAGCCGGAGCGGGGCGGCAGCCGGCCCCGCAGGGAAGGCGGGCGGCACGGCCGGAGGCGGCCGGGCGGCGCAGAGAGGCCGGCCGAGCCGGCGGCUGAAGGCGGCGGCAGAGACGGCCACGGCCGAGGAGGAGCCGGGGGCCGGGGAAGAGGCGGCGCUCACGGGCACCGAGGAGGCGGAGGCGGGGGCCGGGGCAGGCGAGAGCCCCGGGGCCGCGGGGCAGCGCCGCCGCCUGCUGCCCACCACCACUACCGGCGGGUAGAAGAUGAUGAUGAUGAUGAUACUGAAUCACGAGAGGAAGAAGAGAGAGAAGUGAAAAGCUACUCAAGAAGAAAGAUUUUUUCAAACUGGAGCCGCUAUGAGGAUGCAGAAAAAGAGGGACAGAACGAAUGUGGGGAAUCGCAGAGAGGAACAGACUUCAGUGUUUUGCUUAGCUCAGCAGGAGAUUCCUUUACACAGUUUCGCUUUGCUGAAGAAAAAGAUUGGGAUACAGAAAGCAUAUACUCUAAACAGUUAUCUGCGCUUUCUGUUGACUGCCAGUCUUUGGCCCAGGCCCUUCAGGAACUGCCUCUACAUCUGAGGUUAAAUGUAGCGGCUGAACUUGUACAGGCAUCAACGCCUGCAGAGCUCCCACAGAUGAAAUCUAAAAUUACUGAAGACAGCAAGAGGAGAGAGCUUCUGUUUAGACAUUCUUUGGCUCAGAAUGAAACGGUGUUGGGCUCCCAUCCUGUUGGUGAUUCUGUUGCUCCAUCAGAGCCUGCAAGUAAACAUGGUCCUGUGGCAAGUGCAGCAGAGCCAUUCCAGAGAGCCUCUCAACAACCAAAGCACGAGACUGACCAUUUGGAUGAAGAACUAGAUCUUCUCCUAAAGCUAGAUGCUCCUAUUGAUUCUGUGUCAGAUGCAUUAUUCUACAACACAGCAACAGAGAACAAUUUGAAAGGGGAAAGUAAAGAAAACGACCCUCUAAAACCAGAUGUGCCUGAAGAGAAAAGUACAGCACCACAGCAACAACAAAGUACAUCUAAAACUGUUACUGAGGAAGAGCUUGAAGAUUGGCUGGACAGCAUGAUUUCCUGAAGAACAAGUUUCCUCGUGUGAAUAAAUGGAUGUAGCAAAAGUUAAGUAGAAAGUAGAAACCUCCUUUAUCAAUUCUAUUUCUUUUAUCUGUUACACUUAGUUUAGUAUACCAAAUGCCUGGUUUUAUUUACAGGCACCUAAAAUUCUGUGCAACCAAAAUUCAGCUAGCUAUGAGUGACUGAAAAUUAAGACUAACAUUCUUAGAAAGGUCUAAGAUUUGUGAUGAAAUUAGGAUUUUCUUUGCUAAAGAUGUAGGCUAUAAGAAACAACCAGAGCAGUUGUUUCAGCUUGUACGUGCUACAUAAAGUCCUUAAAAUAAAGCUAUGAAUGCACUAUAAA
Anas platyrhynchos (mallard) is the source of this 1572-nucleotide messenger RNA. RefSeq names its product apoptosis and caspase activation inhibitor (gene AVEN). Lineage: Eukaryota; Metazoa; Chordata; Aves; Anseriformes; Anatidae. The record is from RefSeq and is a predicted model, not a curated record. Gene Ontology annotation, biological process: negative regulation of G2/M transition of mitotic cell cycle.